UCUAAAUCUAGCGGUAUCUCGUCCACUUAAAUAAUAUAUACUUCAUUCGGUCAUUUGGUUGAAGUUUAUUUAAGCAAUUAUUUGUCUAAGAUCCAUAAAAAUGGGAUUUUUUAGUGCAAAAUGUACAUCUUUAGCAAGAUUAGAUGGAAAGACUGCCAUUAUCACCGGUUGUAAUACUGGAAUAGGAAAAUGCACAGUGCAAGAUUUCUUUUCAAGAGGUGGACGUGUUGUAAUGGCCUGUAGAAAUUUGGAGAAGGCCAAUGAAGCAGCAGAGAGUAUCAAAGAGGACUGUAAAAACAAAGAAAAUUUGGGGGAAAUUGUCGUCACUGAAUUGGAUUUGUCGAGUUUCAAAUCAAUAAGGAAUUGUGCUAGACGUUUACUGAGCACAGAAAAAAGAAUUGAUGUAUUAGUAAAUAAUGCAGGUGUAAUGAUGUGUCCUGAAACUAAAACUGAAGACGGUUUCGAACUCCAGUUUGGAACAAACCAUUUGGGACAUUUUUUAUUAACUUUGUUACUUCUGCCUAAAAUUUGUCAAAGUACACCCGCUAGAAUCGUCAACGUUUCUUCCACGGGUCAUACAGGGUGUAAAAUGGAUUUCAAUGAUUUGAAUUGGGAAACAAGAAAAUAUAGUUCAUUUCAGGCCUAUAAACAAAGUAAAUUAGCAAAUGUUUUAUUUACUAAGGAACUCGCACGUAGACUUAAAGAAAAUAAUAUAACGGGAGUUAACGUAUAUAGUUUGCAUCCAGGAGUAAUCAAAACAGAGUUAGGACGCCAUGUAAGGCUUUCAAUCCCUUGGGGAUUACAUUGGUUAUUGAAUACCAUGUCUUUGUUUAUGAAAACUCCGGAACAAGGCGCACAAACCACAAUUUAUUGUGCUGUUGAUGAGAAAUGUGCUAAUGAAACUGGCUUGUAUUAUGCUGAGUGUGAAAGUAAAGAACCAUCUGCGGAAGCCAAAAAUGAAGAAGCCGCAAGGAAACUUUGGGACGUCAGUUUGAAGCUAGUUGGUUUAGAAGAUAAUUUUUUUAAUCUUCAGAAAUAAUUCUAAUUUAAACAUUAUAUUAUGUGUGUACUAGGUGUACCGUUUUAAUCGAAAGAGGCUAAUAUUUUGGAAACUAUUUAUACAAAAUAAAUAAUUCAAA
This is a messenger RNA of Anoplophora glabripennis (Asian longhorned beetle), 1139 nucleotides long. RefSeq names its product retinol dehydrogenase 13-like. The coding region runs from base 101 to 1039 and encodes 312 amino acids. The record is from RefSeq and is a predicted model, not a curated record. The transcript is spliced from 4 exons. Lineage: Eukaryota; Metazoa; Arthropoda; Insecta; Coleoptera; Cerambycidae.